Messenger RNA from Arthroderma uncinatum, 864 nucleotides. RefSeq lists its product as uncharacterized. The record is from RefSeq and is a predicted model, not a curated record. Bases 1 to 864 code for a protein of 287 amino acids. The transcript is spliced from 2 exons. Lineage: Eukaryota; Fungi; Ascomycota; Eurotiomycetes; Onygenales; Arthrodermataceae.
AUGGGGAAAAAAGCCGAGAAGAUAACAUGCUACAGCUAUGAGGGAAACAAGGCAUACCCAAAUAACGUCAAGUGCCCUAAUUCCGAUUCCUGCUGUGAGACUGUUGAACAAUGUCGUCCGGACCGCCUCUGCACGUCCAAGGAUGACCCGAAGACCCUGAUAAGAGCUCCCUGCGUGCAUCGACCGUGGACAAAUAGCUGUGCUCAAGUAUGUUUGUACGACAAAAAGGAUACACUCAUCUUACCGCGCGCUGUGAUUUGCGAGCAGCCAGGGCCUGCAAAUGGGAGCUACUGCUGUGACGACAGCCAGACAUGCUGCAUCGAUAAGGCUGGAUUCUUCCUGGACGAUAACGGCCUUCUCAUCGGACGAGCAAACGAGACAGAAAACCAUCCAACACGAACGCCCAGUCAAAUCGGAGUGCCGGCCUCCAGCACAGAGCCUACGAGUACCACGUCCAGGAGACCAAGUUCGUUAACACAUAAUGAGUUCGGACUAGCGACGACAACGAAAAUUGGCAUUGGUGUGGGCGUGGGUGUACUAGUUCUACUACUCAUCAUUGCCGGGACCUUGCUAUUCCUUCGUAGGAUGUGGAGGAAGAAGAGAAACCGGAGAAGCAUGUCACCGUUAGGGGAGCAGAGAUGCCAGUCUGGAGACGAGGAGGUCAAGGGAUAUGUACCAGCCCAGGAAGACAAACAUGAGUUCCCCGGCGAGGCUUGGACUCCAGAGCUUGACGGGAAUGGUAAAGGGGACGCUCGCAACAACGGUCCGCCAUCAGAGUUGCCGUCGACUACCCAGGUGAACACAAAAGCAAACGCCGCCGAGUUACCUGGUGAACAACAUGCUCUAAUACCGCUCCAGUCUUGA